This is a messenger RNA of Sugiyamaella lignohabitans, 960 nucleotides long. RefSeq names its product Rad23p (gene RAD23). Gene Ontology annotation, molecular function: polyubiquitin modification-dependent protein binding; proteasome binding; ubiquitin binding. The coding region runs from base 1 to 960 and encodes 319 amino acids. Gene Ontology annotation, cellular component: cytosol; nucleoplasm. Gene Ontology annotation, biological process: nucleotide-excision repair; proteasome-mediated ubiquitin-dependent protein catabolic process. Lineage: Eukaryota; Fungi; Ascomycota; Dipodascomycetes; Dipodascales; Trichomonascaceae. The transcript has a single exon. The record is from RefSeq and is a predicted model, not a curated record.
AUGGUAAGCAAGGCCAGACCGACGAGCAGUGCAUCAUCAUCCGCUGCAGCCACCCCUGCCCCCGCUACACCAGCUUCCAAAUCAUCAACUUCCGCGCCAUUAGCUCCAGUUCGUGCAGUUUCUAGCGCCUCUGCAGAUGUGAAUGUAACAGCCACACCCACUCCUCCUACGUCAGCUGCUAGUGCCGACAGCUCCCGCUUCAAUGACCCUUCGGCCUUUGCUACCGGAUCCGCUCGUGAGACUGCUAUCCAAAACAUGACGGAAAUGGGAUAUCCUCGUGAACAGGUUGAAGCUGCUUUGAGAGCGGCUUAUAAUAACCCUGAUAGAGCUGUUGAGUAUCUCCUAACGGGCAUUCCUGAAACUCUGCAACAGCAACAAAGUCAGCAAGAGCAACAACAGCAACAUCAUGCUGUUGAAACAGAGUCAGAACCUGAUUCUGCUGCUAACACCGAAGAAGUUAACUUAUUUGAAGCAGCUGCUAAUGCUGCUGCUUCGAGAGGUGGUGCUGCCCAUGAUGAUGUUCACUCUAGCCCUGUUUCCAACUCAGCAGCUUCCGGGAAUGAACCUGUAGACUUGAGCUUUUUACGUGACAAUCCUCAAUUUCAAGAGAUUAGAGACCUUAUCCGUCAACAGCCUCAAAUGAUUGAGCCUAUUCUACAGCAGGUUGUCGCCAGCAACCCACAACUCGCUCAGCUCAUCUCCCAAAAUCCUGAAGGCUUUUUACGGAUUCUGCGAGGCGAUGGCCUUGAUGGAGAUGAUGACGAUUUAUAUGAUGAUGAAGGGGAGGGUGCUGGAUCUGUUCGUAUUGAACUUACUCAGGAAGAGAAUGCUGCUAUUGAAAGGCUGACCGAGCUUGGCUUUGAUAGGUCACUUGCUAUUGAGGCAUACCUUGCUUGCGAUAAGAAUGAGGAAAUUGCAGCUAACUACCUCUUUGAACAUGGUAAUGAUGGUUUAGAGUAA